AUGGCGGAAGCCAUUAAUGACCAAACGCUAAGCAUCGAAGAAGAAGCAUUUGGUACAACUGAUGGAAACCCACAUGAAGAAUGGCUUCAUUCGAUCUUGAAAGCUAAGUCUCCACCUUCUUGUUCAACCCAAAUUCACAGAGUUCCAAUGAUCCUAAGAGAGCACAAGGAUCACGACAAGUAUUACGUGCCAAAGGUCGUCUCUCUUGGUCCAUACCACCAUGGCAACCCGAACCUCGAGUCGGUUCAGAACUUCAAACCUCUCUUUACAAACGAGCUCGUCUCUGGGAACCAGGAGUCGCUUCAGAGUUUGUACAACAAGCUUGAAGAAAUGGUUCAGACGUUGAGAGGGUAUUAUGAAGAAGAUGAAGAUGAUCGUUUCUCGGAUGAAGAAUUCACAAAGAUGAUGAUGUUAGAUGGUUGUUUCAUUUUGUACUUCAUUGAGCACAUCUUUUUGAACAAUGACACUUUAGGGUUGAAAGGCCACCAGAUUAUGUUCGUCCAACAAGAUUUGUUUUUGCUGGAAAACCAAAUCCCAUAUCCAGUUCUAACCGAAGUGAUGAAGUUCGUACCAGACAAGAUGUGGGAUUUCAAGAUCAAAAGGUUCAUUGAUGACAACAUUUUGGCGACCGAAAGACACAGAAGAGGAGGCCAAGCAAAUUACGCUAAAGCGAACAAUCCAAUUCCCGCCACCAUUAAUCAUCUUCUCGAGCUUCUGCAAACUAGGGUUACACGAGAGAAAUCUUUAGGCCCAAGAGCAAACGAUAGGUACACUUUUCGUAAUGUCAAUGAGCUUAUAGAAGUAGGGAUUCAUUUCAAACCAAGUGUAACCAGAUCUCUGGCACAUAUCGAGUUUUCUAAACAUGGGUUUUUCGCAAACCUGCAACUUCCUCCCAUCACCAUCGACGAUGCAACAAAACCAAUGUUGUUAAACUUGGUGGCCUACGAGAUGUGCUCAAAUGACGCAAAAGCUUCGUGGGUCACCUCUUACAUAUGUCUUAUGGAUUCCCUGAUCGAUCAUUCUGAGGACGUUAAGGUUCUUCGAAAAGCUGGGGUUCUCGACAACCGGCUUGGGAGUGACAAAGAAGUGGCGAAACUGUUCAACGAAAUCGGAACCGAUCUGGUGCCCAACAAUUUUGCGUAUUCGGAGGCAAGAUUUGCGAUUCAGAAGCAUUAUGACAGUAAGAGGAACACAUGGAUCAGCCAACUGAAGCAUGAGUAUAUGAAGAGUCCUUGGGCAUUUGUAGCACUUUUCGUCGGAGUUGUGGGUCUGUUUCUUAGUGGUGUCCAAGCUUACUUCAGUGUUUGGGGUCUCCGAAGUGAUUGCGACUAUGUUUGCAAGGCUUUGAAGGAGAGGCAUAACCUAUGAUAUGAGUAGGGUUUCAUCAUCUGCUCCUUGGCAUCUCUGUCAAAUAUCUACUUGAACAAUAUUUUUGGGU
Cynara cardunculus var. scolymus (artichoke) is the source of this 1438-nucleotide messenger RNA. RefSeq names its product UPF0481 protein At3g47200-like. The record is from RefSeq and is a predicted model, not a curated record. Bases 1 to 1368 code for a protein of 455 amino acids. The transcript has a single exon. NCBI's taxonomy places the organism in Eukaryota, Viridiplantae, Streptophyta, Magnoliopsida, Asterales, Asteraceae.